ACUUUGUGGACCAACGCUAUUGCUCCCUUGAAGGAUUUGGGCUUUUCCUGUCACAGAGCGCUGUUUUUAAACGCUCUCCCGUCUUCCAUGUGAGCACGCUGACAGCAUGGGGACGCUGUUAUUAUUUGCUGCCUUACAAGUGGCCACAGUCGCUUCGGUGACUGCUGAGUGUCCAGUAGUGUGCGAGUGCCCAGCAGUGCCCCCAUCUUGCCCCCCAGGGAUAAGUUCAGUCCCAGAUGGAUGCGGCUGCUGCAAGGUGUGCGCUGCCCAGCUAAACCAAGACUGCCACGAGGGGCGUCCUUGCGACCACCAUAAAGGACUGGAGUGCAAUUAUGGCAAUGAUGUGGGCCGAACCCAUGGCAUCUGCAGGGCAAAGGCCGAGGGCCGCUCCUGCGAAUACAGCGGUCGGAUUUAUCAAAACGGCGAGAACUUCAGAGCUGGUUGCAAACACCAAUGCACUUGCAUCGAUGGAGCAGUAGGGUGCGUGCCUCUUUGCCCCAGCCACGUGCCCUUGGCGUCGCCUUCCUGCCCUGCCCCGCAGCUGGUCAAGGUGCCCGGCCAGUGCUGCCUCAGCAUCGACUGCCACAAGGGAACCACGGUCGUGCCCCCGGUGUAUCGCCGACCCCAGCCUCCCGCUUUCCCUCCGUACCCUCCGUUCAUUCCCUACCCAGUGUUUCCCUACCCAAAGCCUUUUCCGAAGCCUUACCGGAAGUUUUACACUUACAAACACAAAAAGGAGAAGGAUACCCUUGGCAACGAACUGGUGGAAGCGGGACGCAAGUGGGGCAAGCCACGUGGAAACAAGCACCUGGCAGCCUGGAAGCAAACAAGUGAUGAGUGCGUGGUUCAGACCACUUCCUGGUCCGAGUGUUCCCGGAGCUGUGGCAUGGGCGUUUCUUCUCGUGUUACAAAUGACAAUGCUCAGUGUAAAAUGAUCAAGGAGACGCGCCUGUGCAACAUUCGGCCCUGCAGCUCCAUGUCCAUCCCGGUCAAGAAAGGAAGGAAGUGCUCUCGCACCCAUAAGGCCCCAGAGCCACAUCGUCUGUCGUAUGCCGGCUGUAGGAGCACUCGCCUCUAUCGGCCCAACUACUGUGGAGUAUGCCGGGACGGCCGCUGCUGCUCACCACGUCGCACCCGCACAGCUAACGUGACCUUUGCCUGCCCUGACGGCGAACGCUUCAGCAGGUCCGUGAUGUUCAUCCAGUCGUGCAAAUGCAGCGACGAGUGCAACCAUCUCAACGAGGCCGUAAUGCCCCCACAGCUGUGGCUCUAUGGGGACACGCACAAAUUCAAUGACUAGCGGCGUUACCCUGCCAAACCUACAUUCCUUCAUAAAAACAGACAUUAACUCCCCCAUCUCACCCCCGCCCCAGCAGUACCCAUUAUAGAGUAGCUGUCCUUAGUGGAUCCAUGAGCAGAACACACACCGAAACAUUUGAGGAUGAAUGCGGAAAAGAGGAAUGUGUCUCGGACUGGGCGUACCUCACAAUGUGGAAACCGCGAAAGUGACCAGGCCCUGCUUUAGUGUAGAUAAAAAGCUGUUUCUGGCCUCACCAGACUUUAAACUGUGAAUAAAUCUUUGUGUAAAACAUGGGUGUAAGCAGACCCCAUGUUAGUGCCCAGCUUCAAAAGUUCCCUAGAACUGUUUUUGGGAACAGCUGAGAAACACAGACAUGCAUAAGUCUUUCGUGUGUGCGUGUUACUCAUUUUCCUUUGCUGAUGGAUUCACGGUGUGGAUUUGACAAACCAGCUGGAAUCACGUCUGCGCACUCCAGUAUAUGACAACUGAUAGACUAAGUGACAAAGAAGAAUAGGAUGGCGUUGGAAGAAGAUGGAAGUUUGUCUCAGAUGUUUUGACGGGAAUGUGGUUUGGGUCAUUUUAUGGUAUUUAUUCUCUGGUAUUUAUUGUCGAGACAGACAUGAUGACACAGCAGCCUGCCACUGGGGAAGGUGGUGCUGCUAUUCUCGGAGAAUCGAUGUGGCAGAACAACAAUAUCAGACGGACAAAAUUGCUGAGCCCCGAGAGAGGGUGAGGAACUGCCAUCAAACCAGGACUUGACCCCGGGCUCAGAUUUGGUCAGAAAGCCAUAUCUAAUGAUGAACAACAAAUGAUAAAGGAGGAGAUGAGGUAUAUACAAUGGAUAAAGUUGGAGUUGAACUUGGUGGUUGGAGGCAUUAGUGGGAAAACACGUCAAAGGUUGUUUACGCAGCUGGACUCAUCCCCUCGCCUUGCCUUCACAAGAAACUGAGACAUUUCGCGAGCAUCCGAAGAACACGCUCGGGAUUCUGUCGCCAACAAGUCGACCACCUAAUUUGGCCAGGUACAAUCCUGACUCGUGAUGGCAGAAGGAGACAAUCGUCCACUCUGGUUUGUUUUAUAAAUGAAAUUUGGAAAGCUGCGUGUGCCACGGUGAAUGUGUUAUUUGUGAUUUGAAGGUGGAACUGCUCUGUCGUCUAAUCUGGCUCGUAACUGAGCAGCCUCAUCGUGUUAAAGUGCGUCCUGUUUCUGAGAAAUGCUGUUGAAAAGCUGUUCAGUCUUUCACACGGCUGUGAGAAGAGCUUUAUGUAUUUUUUUUUCCGGGGGGUUGAGGUCUACAGCUGCCAAAUGUCAGCAGGACCCUACCUCUAAGGACACUAAUACUGUCAAGUCUAUCUUCAGGUUGUACGUUACGGAUGGCUUAGCCCUUUAUUAUGAUUAUCCACCCGACUUGGUGUUUGGGUUGAUGUUUGAGCACCUUACAGCAACCUUGAUUCACAGCCUAAUCUGGUAUCCUCAUACAGAUGAGUUGAAAUCACGAACUGCCUUUUUUAAAUUACUAUAUACAGUGGUAACUUCAUCUCAGUGGAAGCACCAAUGUACUUUAUCCGUUUGUGCCAUAAAUUACACAUUUUUGCCCUGAGGUGAAUGGUUUUUUUCCCCCUACCAUCUCAACUACAAAACAUCUGCUGCCCCAAAUCCUUAUCAGGGGUUCUUUUUAAACUUUAAUUGGGUAAGAAGUGUCUUUUGUGUUUUCCAUUGCUAUUUUGCCCAUGAAGAUGCUGUGGUUUUGAUAUUGUAUCUUUAGUUUUAUUGAGGGAAACUAUAGUGCAGCUAUGUACAGACACAUUGUUACCUUUGUAGUUCUAUCUGCUGUAUAAGGGCCAAUCAUUAUACUGAAGUAGUCCAUGUAUAGUUUAGCACUGGGCGAGGCAGGGUUCAGAUCUUUUAUGAGCAUUAAGUGCCAAUUUUGAAAGCAUGAUGUAUAACUAGUAGUGUACAUUAAUAAGUCUGUAAUUUUCUGUAAUGAGUCAUGCUUAAGAUCUUAUGCUUCAAAAAAAAAAGAGUGUUCCUUGUGAUUAACUCUUCUUGGAAUCUGGUUAGUUUACAGACAGUUGACUUUAAGAGCUGGAAUGAGUUCAUCAUCGUUUUGCUUUUUUAAAAAUAAAAUUCUCUCUGACAAUCACUGUUGAACAUUUAUCAAAAGAGGGUUUUUUGUCAUGUAGGUUAAAUUAUACAGCAACUAUGGUGUAGCGCUUAACACAUCCACCUAACAUGCAGAUAAAUGCAUCUGGUUUAAACUGAGUCAGAUCAAACAUGCAGAUCCAGCUGCUGGGACGCCCCCUUGGGGAAUAAGGGAGCAGCCAAAGAUCUGCAAUUUCACAGCUAUGCUAGCAGCCCUGCAACGAUCCAUACUAUGUUAACAUUUAGCAGGCAUUUCAUGUAUUUACACAUGUACACUAGUUACUAAUUGGUACUAAAGAAAAGUUACCUUAAUGGGGAGAUAAAUUGGUGUCUGCCCAACUGCACUUAAGAUAUCAACAUCCAAUAUCGAAUUACUGUGCAGCAAUAAAAAUUGCAGAACCAUCACUAUGACUCUGCACAGUGAUGUUU
Molecule: messenger RNA, 3871 nt
Organism: Pelmatolapia mariae (spotted tilapia)
Lineage: Eukaryota; Metazoa; Chordata; Actinopteri; Cichliformes; Cichlidae
Product: CCN family member 1
Exons: 5
Coding region: 107-1300 (397 amino acids)
Biological process (GO): cell adhesion; signal transduction
Cellular component (GO): extracellular region; extracellular matrix
Molecular function (GO): heparin binding; integrin binding
Source: RefSeq, a predicted model, not a curated record